This is a messenger RNA of Vespula pensylvanica (western yellowjacket), 3160 nucleotides long. Its product is annotated as la-related protein Larp4B-like. The record is from RefSeq and is a predicted model, not a curated record. The transcript has 4 exons. Bases 1317 to 2699 code for a protein of 460 amino acids. Lineage: Eukaryota; Metazoa; Arthropoda; Insecta; Hymenoptera; Vespidae.
CUUCAUCUUUUUCUCACGGUGUGUCCUACGAAGAACGAGACGAGAACGAGAAUACGGACGACCGACGACGACCAGUCGUGUCGUUCUGGAUGUGCGCGCGCGUGCCGAUCGAUCGAAAAAUAGCCGGCGAGUGAGAGAGCGAACGAGCAAGCAAGCGAGGAAGCGAGCGAAGGCGGUACUUCGACGAGAGCUACUCGUUUCGCAAGGUUCUCGCGAACGUCGUACCGUCGGCUUUAAGAGCUCCAACGGCUCACGAGAGAUUCCAAGAGGAAAAGGAAGAAGAAAGGAAGAAGAUGACGAAGGACGGCAUCGCGAUGGAUUAUAGUACCCAACGUUCGAGCUGACCGAACGUUGAAAAGUUCGAUCGUUCGAGAACGACGCGGAGUCUCUUCGUCGUCGAUCUAUCUUCUCUCGUGUUGUCCUCGCGUCGUGUCGUGUCGUGCGCGCGCGCGCACGCCCGACCGUCCACUGACCGUGCCGCGUUCGCUCCUAGUGUGUGUCGUGUGCUCUGCCUCAAGCCCGUUGAUUUGUCGCCGCUUGAGAAAGGUGGGGAUAACGGGAGUGGGACAGGCUGUGCGUGCGUGCGAGAGAGACAAGCCGACGAACAAAGUGGGACGAAGAAAAAAGGCACCACCUAGUGACAGUUCCUUCUUUUUUCUCCCUCUCCUUCUCCCUCUACCUCUACCUCUUUUCUUUCUUUCUCUCUGUUCCUCUCGCACCAUAUUAGAAUACUAAUCCUACGAUAGAGCGAGCGAUCCCUUGUUUUAAGAAGAAAAACGAUAUCAGUGACUAUGCUAAUUCGUACGGACUUGGACUUGGACUUGGUUGCGAUUUGUUUAAUUUCAGCGAAUGACAGGACGAAUGUGCUUUGCCACGGAGGAGAGAGAAACCAAGACCGGCGUUACCUUUCGGCCGCAGGAAAAUUGUUCUCGUAGGCGGGGCCUAAGGUCGGGGACACGUGACACCGAGGAAACUGUCACGCCGCCCUUGUCCUCCCCCUCUCCAACCCCAGCCAACUUCUCCUCCUCUUUCGCUUCGUCACCCCCACCAUACACACCUAUCCUAACAUCGUCGGACUACCGAAAAGUUAGAAUUUUGGAGGUGUGUUAUGCGAAGGAAGUGCCUUUUCUAUUUGAUCUGUCCUAAAAAUGGAGAAACGUUCGCCUCUCGUGGAAUCCCAUUUGCGCCUGAAAUGUCGUGAAAUUUCGGAAGAAAAACGAUGACGACGGAGAAACGACGUUUCUUAUCGUUUUCCUGGUGGAUUUUGAUUUUUAAUUUAGAGUCCCCAGACAUGCUUUCUUUUAGAUCGUACUUUGAUGCACGAAUCACGUGGCACGGAAGAUCGUUCAACGUUUCAGGUUGGUGAAGAGAACGAUGAGAUUAUCGACGAAGGAGUGUCGAUCCGACACCUGAGAGAAAGAGAGAACAUCGUGGAGAAAAUGCAGCAAGCUAGCGUGGGUGGCUGCGAAGGGGAUUUGGAUCAGCGGAGGAGUCCGUGUGCAAGGUCUCCGCAGGUGAAGUGCGAGCCGUCGAGCGACAACAGAACUAUUAGCAGCGAGCUGCUCGAUAACGGCAGAGUGAAAGUGAAGCUGGAGAUGCCGGAGCCUACCGAAGGUUACGAAUCUAAGCCCGAAUCACGAGGAAAUGAUUAUCAUCAUCGUCCGGAUUUGGACUACGGUUACGAACGAAAACCCGAAGCUUUUCUCGGAAAAUUCGAGAGCUCUGAUUAUCCCGCUCACUGUCAAGGGAUAGGAGGAGGAGGAACAGGAGGAGGAACAGGGACAGGAACAGGAACAGCAGGAGGAGGAGGGACAGGAGGAGUUUAUCAACGUCCCGAUAUAACAAAUUCGACUUUCGGUUUUCCUCGUUUUUAUGGACCACCUACGAGCGCACCACCUCCGCGCUUACCGGAUGCUUUCUCGAGUAGACGUAUCGACGAGCCUAAACACGAGGAUCAUCACGAUCGAGAACGAUCGUCGCACGAUCGACACGCAGCUUAUAGGAUGGCGGUAUCCGCGCUCACAAACGACGGCUACCUUCGUGAUCAUCAUCAUCAUCAUCAUCAUCAUCAUCAUCAUCAUCGACCUCCUCAUCCUCAUCAUCCUUCUUCACUUCCUUCUCAUCAUCACCAUCAUCACCAUCAGCAGCAACAACAGCAGCAAUGCUUUGACGAUUAUCAUCGAGCUAAGGCAUCGGCUUAUCCAUCCUUAUCCUAUCCACCCUUCAGACCGUCGUCCGUGCCACAACGUGCUCCUUACGGUCCUAAUCAUCAGAACAAUAGCAUCUACAGGACCACCGGACAAUAUCAAAACAGGCAACAACGAAAGUGGAGCAACGCGACGGCUUCUCUUCGUGGGUUGCAACCAUCGAUACCCUGGCCAACGUGGUUCUUCCGGCCUGAUUUACCUCUCGCUUCGGCUCUGCCUACCAGUCACGUUGCAAAUUCUAGCAACGUCAGCAGUUCGAACGUUUUGUCAUCUAGAUCUCAUCAGGAUGUUCAAAAGGGAUCGGAGAAUCCUUACAGUAACAAUAGGAUUCAUGGACAAACGCCGACUAUCUGUACGUCUAUAAGAUGUACCGUCACUGGCUGUACCUGCGAGUCUUUUACUCCUGGCAAACGUCAUCUUCGUUAUUGCGGAAAAUGUCAUCACGGAUGGGUGCCGCACGGUAAGCGAACUCCUCUCUCAUUAAAGUCGUAGAUGAUUUGCGGUUUUCGAACGUGAGUAACAGUACCAACGAUACGACGUAAUAUCGAGCCCAACAUAAACAUAAUUACAUCGAUGUAGAUUACGUUCUGUUUCCACGUUAAAUCGAGACUUCACUUUUCCGUCCUAUCUGCCGUUCAAUUAAGCCACGACUUUCACCCUCUUUAUUAAUAUAUUUUGUGGAUAAGUCUUCUUGAACUUUCGUCUUAUCGGAUCUUAGGACGAUGUCGAUCAAGAAUAAAAGGGAAAACUUAUUAACUUACGAAGAUAGAAAUAUAACUUGGCCCUUAUGAAACACAUAAAUCUACGUCAAUGCUCUAUAUCAAAGUAUUCAUUAAUUUUACAUACUCGUUGAGUAUCACGUUUAUUCCCGUAAAAUAGUAUUCCAAGCGUUGUAUUAUUAACGAGGAUAAUAUUUAAAUGUGGAUCAUAGUUAGAAAGAAAAUAUAUAUGAU